GAAUGGUUAAUUUGGAUAUAUCCAGACUCAAAGAAACUGGUUCCUAUCUAUCAUAUGAGCUUCUUUGUUCCAGACCCACUUCAUCAUUGUGUUUCAUAGCUUCUUCCACUUCUGAUAUAGUGUUGUUUUUAGUUAAUUCAGUUGUAUUGUGCUGUUGUGUGCCUUCAAUUUUGACUAUUUAAGCCAAUCGUUUUUUUUUUCCUUUGCUGUGUGGAUAUUUCAAUUGUUACAACAUGUGGGAGAGGGGAUAUUUGAAUCCUUAAUAAAGGAGACAAGGCAAUGUCACUAAGUUACAAGGCUCUCUUGGCUAUUCAAGCUAAUGAUUUCUUUUUUGAUAAUCAUUUGUUACAACUUACAACGAGUGGGGAGGGGAAAAUUGAACCCGGGUUCUCCUUAUAAAGGAGAUUAAGCAAUGCCUCUGAGCUACAAAAGGCUCUUGGCUAUUAAAGCUAAUGAUUUUGAGGAGAUGAAGUUAGUGAUCCCUACAUCUUUGUAUAAUGAAAAUGAAAAAUGAAAAAAGCGGAAAUAUAAAGUAGUUGCCAAGGAAAAUUUGUAGUUUUGGACAUUUUAAAUUUUUUUGGAAGAUAUUGCCAUUAUGCAAAUAAUCUUGGUGGUACUAAUAACCUACCCUAAACUGAUUACUUGGGGACAAUGAUCCUUUUUUUUAUUUACUUUGAAAAAAAAAGGGCAUUUUGGUCCAAAGGGGAAUCAUUCACAGAAUUCUACACAACUACAGAAACACAAUCACAGCUCUUUCCAACCUCUCUCCAUCGUCUCCUCUCCUCUCACAACAAUUGAUCAAUAGCCUUUUCUUCACUUCUUUCCCUCACAAAGCAAUACUCAUCUCUGUCGCUUUACUCGCCCGACUUCCAUCGAUUCAUCCAUCGCUCUCUGCUAAAUCACAAACUCAUGUCUCUACUCUCUCUCUCCAAUGGGCAGAAUUAUUUUGUGCUGUCAAGUGUUUCUAUAUGUUUCUUUAUUCUAUGUGUCACUUAUUCUCUCUCAUAAUUUCUAAAUUUACACCCUCCUUUUCUGACUUCAUUCCAUCUCUCUUCCACACCAAACUCCAUCCAAAUGGAGCUCUUCUUAAUCACCAAGUUCGUGCUCAACGUCACUGGGUAUUGAGAUCAAUGAAGCAUUGCCACCGAGUAUAGAAGUGUCUGCAGAGUUGCACUCACUGUGUUUACUCUCUAGAAAGAGAGAAUGACCCUUUGGUUAAGACAAAAGAGAUCCAACCAUACCCAGUUGCCUCGGAAGCUUGCCUCUUUGCUCACUGUUGCUUUUAAAUCAUCCAAACAAUCAAAUCUAUCUUCAGAAACCAAUAGUGAAAUCAACAAGAUUAUCAGAAUUAUUAAUGAUCAUCCAUUUCCUGAUCAACCACUUCAACCUACCCUUCUUCAGUACACACCUCCACCUAUACUUUCCAACAACUUUGUGGAGAAUGUUCUUGGACGCCUCUUUGCAGCCCACUCCAAUGGUCUCAAAGCACUUGAAUUCUUCAAAUUUUACCUCCAUCAUUCACAGUUCUGUCCAAGUCCAGAUGCUUUUGAAAAGACACUACACAUCCUUACGCGGAUGCGGUAUUUUGAUAAAGCUUGGGAACUGAUGGAAGAAAUCCAUCAAAAACAUCCUUCCUUGCUCACCCUUAAGUCUAUGAGUAUAAUGUUGUCAAAAAUUGCAAAGUUCCAAUCUUUUGAAGAUACCCUGGAGGCAUUUCAAAAAAUGGAGAAUGAUAUAUUUGCUGGGAGGAAGUUUGGUACCGAUGAGUUCAAUGUAUUACUUCAAGCAUACUGCACACAGAGGCAGAUGAAGGAGGCACGCUCAGUGUUCCUAAAGAUGCAUUCUCGAUUUCCACCUAACACCAAGACCAUGAAUAUCUUGCUCUUGGGGUUCAAGGAGUCAGGCAAUGUUACUGCAGUAGAACUGUUUUAUCAUGAAAUGGUUCGAAGAGGUUUUAAGCCAAAUAGAAUAACUUAUAAUAUCAGAAUUGAUGCUUAUUGUAAGAAAGGUUGCUUUGGUGAUGGUCUAAGACUUCUUGAAGAAAUGGAACAGGUGAAUUGCUUGCCAACGUUGGAAACAAUUACUACUCUGAUUCAUGGAGCGGGAAUUGUCCGAAAUACAACCAAGGCACGGCAAUUGUUUGAUGAAAUUCCUUUGAGAAACCUACACCCUGAUACUGGGGUUUAUAAUGCUUUGUUGAGCUCACUUGUUAGAUCAAAAGAUCUGAAUUCUGCAGUUGCUCUGUUGGAUGAAAUGGAGGAGAAACGUAUAAAGUAUGACAGUAUGACCUAUCAUAUCAUGUUCUUAGGAUCAAUGAGGUCAAAUGACAUUGAGGGUGUUUGUGAGCUAUACCACAAGAUGGUUGAGAGAAAUUUUGUGCCCCAAACACGAACAGUAGUGAUGUUAAUGAAAAUUUUCUGUGAAAAUAGUCGGGUUGAUUUGGGUUUGAAUUUAUGGAAUUACCUUGUGGAAAAAGGAUAUUGUCCUCAUGGGCAUGCAUUGGAUCUGCUGGUGACAGGAUUGUGCUCUCGGGGGAGGGUGCAAGAAGCAUUUGACUGCUCCAAACAAGUAUUGGAGAGGGGGAGGCAUAUAAGUGAAGCAGUAUUUCGGAUGUUGGAAAGAUUUUUGUUGCAGACAGGUGAGGUAAACAAGUUGAGUAAACUUCAGAGGAUGAUGGAAAAACUACAUGAUAUUUUGCCCCCAUCAAUAGGGCAUGCUGUAGGUAUCACUGCUUCCACAGAUAUACAUUAAUAAAUAUGGUUAUGCCCUAUUAUACUUAUCAUGAUUCAUCAAAAUUUGUUUUAAUUCA
Messenger RNA from Quercus lobata, 2809 nucleotides. Its product is annotated as Tetratricopeptide repeat (TPR)-like superfamily protein. Lineage: Eukaryota; Viridiplantae; Streptophyta; Magnoliopsida; Fagales; Fagaceae. The transcript has 2 exons. Gene Ontology annotation, molecular function: protein binding. Bases 1204 to 2751 code for a protein of 515 amino acids. The record is from RefSeq and is a predicted model, not a curated record.